AAGAAGAAGAAGGAGAAGCUGAAAGCGGCAUUUGUUUCGAAUUAACUGUAAAGAAAUGUUAUGUGAAAACAGUUGUUCGUGCGUCGAGUAGUGUCGUUCUCUAUUUAAAAAAUCGAAAAAUUGUCUAAUUGUAAAUUUGUUUAAACAUGUCCGCUAAAAGCGCAAUACAGGUGUGCAUCAAGGUACGUCCCUGCGAGCAAGGGAAGACCACAUUGUGGCAGGUGAAGGACAAUCGAGCCAUUCAAAUCAUCGAUGGCCAGGCCGAACCCUGCAUAUUUGAUUAUGUCUUCGAUCAGGAGUCAAACAAUCAAAUUGUGUUCGAUUGUAUGGCCAAACACAUUAUAGAAGCCUGCAUGAAAGGCUUCAAUGGCACAAUUUUUGCUUAUGGCCAAACUUCCUCGGGUAAGACGUACACCAUGAUGGGCGAUGAUCAAAAUCCUGGUGUAAUGGUCCUAGCUGCAAAAGAGAUUUUCAAACAGAUUGCGCGGCACAGUGAUCGAGACUUUUUGCUGAGGGUCGGUUACAUUGAGAUUUAUAACGAAAAGAUUUAUGAUUUGCUCAAUAAGAAGAAUCAAGAUCUUAAGAUUCAUGAAAGCAACGGCAUGGUGCAUGUCAAUUGUGAAGAGUGCAUCAUUACCAGUGAGGAGGAUUUGUUGCAGUUCCUAUGCAUGGGCAACAAGGAGCGCACAGUGGGUGAAACCAACAUGAAUGAACGCUCUAGUCGUUCACAUGCCAUAUUUCGCAUUAUCAUUGAAUCGCGUAAAACGGAUCGCAAUGAUGAUGAUGCUGUUAUUCAAAGCCUGUUGAAUCUGGUGGAUUUGGCGGGCUCUGAGCGUGCUGAUCAAACGGGUGCGCGUGGCGCACGUCUGAAGGAGGGUGGCCAUAUCAAUAAGAGUCUACAUUUCCUUAGCAAUGUGAUCAAAAGUCUGGCUGAGAAUGAGGAGAACAAAUAUGUUAGCUUUCGGGACUCAAAGUUGACUCGUAUAUUACAAGCCUCGCUGGGUGGCAAUGCAUUUACAUCCAUUAUUUGCAGUAUUAAACCUUCAAUUUUGGAAGAAUCUCAGUCGACACUGAACUUCGCAAUGCGCGCUAAAAAAAUCCGUUUAAAACCACAAAUGAAUGAAAUUGUGUCCGAUGCGACCAUGAUGAAGCGUCUUGAGCGUGAAAUUAAAGAGCUCAAGGACCGUUUAGCUGAGGAGCAGCGCAGAAAUGAGAGCCAGAUCAAGGUGCGACUCUUAGAGCAAAGAAUCAAGACGGAUACAUUGAAAAUAAUAAGCAGCAAUACACUCGCUGAUAAUCGUAAUAAGAAUCGUCGACGCACUUGGUGCCCAGCCACAUGGACCGGAAACGACGGUUCCUCGACCAAUUCCACUAAUGCGAUUAGUUCAAAUGGACAUCAGAAGUUGUCGGGUUUGCCGAAACCAAUUUUCUCGCCUUCCACUUCUCACUUAUGCCAUCGGUCCGGUCGUAAUGCACCACAAACAAUAAACAUCAUGAAAUCUCUUGAAGUAACCGAGGAGGAAUUUCAACCUUCCGCUGGCUUCAACUUUGGAGAUGCACCAGACUCGAUGCUCAAAAGCCGCAUCCUUCCACCGCUGAGUCUUACUCCCCUCGUAUCUCACAGUGGCGAACAAAGUAAGAAACUGAUCGAGCGUGAUCUUGUGGAAUUGGCAACGUUCGAAGAUCUAGAGCAUAACAUUGGUACCGAGUGGGAAGAGUUAAAUCAAAAGUUUACUGUCGCCGCAGCUCAAGUUGAUGAGCUUCAGUCUGAGAGAGUCGAUCUGGUAAAGCGCUGCGAAGACCUUCAAGCGGAGUUAGAUGCUCUGAGCAAGUCGAAGCAAACAGCUGAUAAAAAAAUCGAGCAAUACGAAGAGAAGCUGAAGACGCUGACGCAAACAGUCGACAGGCUGGAGAUGGAAAAUCGUGCGGCUGUCGAUUUGGAGUUUCAGUUCGAGAAUCAUAAAUCGAAAUCAAAGCUGAGGGAAAAUGAACUACUGUCGGUGCUAUCUGAGAAGGCAGACACCAUAGAAACUCUCGAGAAGACACUCAAGGAAUUAUCUAAGGAUGUGCUACGCAACAGUAAAGAAGAUCAUAUGCGUUCCGUGUGCCCAGAAAUUGAAAUCAGUUGCGAGCGUAUCUGUGACAAGUGUGCGGAUCUGGAACGCAUGCUAGAGGAUUUUAAGAAGACAACACCUAACGGUGAUGCUGCCCAGUCCAUCGACAGUGAACGUGAGCUGCUGCGUACAGAGAUCGCCAGCACGCGUGCUCAGCUGGAAAGUGUGCAGAGCGCCUACAGACAAAUGACAACGGAUGUGGCUGAAAAGUCGGAGCUUUGCGAACGACUAAGCCGCGAUGUCAUCUCUGCCGAGGAAGCCAAGACUGUGCUCCAGGAGAAAUACGACGAUUUGGAGAUAGCACAGCAGCAACAUGAUCAGAUCAUUCUACGCAUGCAAGCUGAGUACGAUGCCAUACAGGCAAAGUAUCAGAAAUUACAGCAAGACUAUGAACUCCUCGAACAAACAACAGCAGCCACUGAGGAUCAGCAUAGAAAAUUGUUGAGCCAAAAUGAAUGUUUGCAGAAUGAAAUUAGCACGUUAAAGGAAUCUUUCGAGGAGGUGCAACAGACGCUGCUGCAGACCGAAAAUGCGGAUGACUGUGAGAAGGCGGUCAUUUUGCAGCAGUUGAAGGCGCACAAUGACGAACUCGUUGAUAACCUAGCUCAAUUGGAGUCCAAGUAUAUGGAAAUGCAACGCGAAUACGAAGAUUUAUCUAAUCAGCUAGUUGAGAGCAUGCAGGAGGGUGACAGUCUGCGUGAAAAGUGCAACACGCUGCAAGCGGAAGUGCAAAAGCAGCAAAUGGCAACAAAGAACGCAGAUGAAAAGGAUCAGAGAAUCGAGCAGCUGCUCGCACAUAUCGGUCAAUUGGAGAGUGAAGUCGCUGAGAAAAGUACGCUUAUAGAUGCAAUGGAAGGUACAAUCAAUGAGAUGCGUGAGCAGAUGACAAAUCUAGAGUCGGCGUUGCUGGAGAAAUCAGUUAUAGUCAACAAAGUUGAGGACUAUCAACGCCAAAUCGAAUCCUUGGAGAAGCAGCAGAGUGCAAUGACAAUAGUCUGUGAGGAACUGCAGGAGAAAAUCAAAGAAAACACCAUAAACGAGAGUCAGCUCAUGUCGACUAGCGCACAGACUCUGAUGUGUGGGGAGGAGAGGCAAAACGAGGAUGUUGCAUUCAAUUUGUCUGAUUUGAAUGCCGAAGUUAAUGGGCUACAGGCGCAAAUCCAGCUGAAGGAUGAUCUAAUUGAAAAGAUUCAGUCCGAGUUGCAUGAGCUAAAUGAACGUUGUAUAUCAAUGGAAGUGAUGCAGGUGGAACUACAAGCAAAUGCUCGACAAAACGAACAGCUAAUCGAACGACAGGCUGCCAAGUUGACGGAAGAUGCAAAUCGUAUCGAUAAACUUCAGGAGUCCAAAGCUCAGCUGCUGGAGCGUAGCAUCAAGGCUGAGGAAACUGUCGAAGCAUUAAAACUGCGUCUUGCGCAGACCUCCGAACUGGAGUGCUCGAAGGAGGAAUACGAGAAACGUGUCACCGACAUGCAAAUCGCAUUGGAUAAUGCCCAAAAGGAGUUAAAAUUGAUGGAGAAACAGAAUAAAGAUCAUCUUAACAAUGUGCAACUCGAGUAUUUACAGAAAAUUGAACUCAGCGAGUGUGAAUAUCGUGAAAAUCUGCGCAAAUACAAUAUUGAAUGGGAAGAGGGCAAGGAUCGAUACGAAUCUACUUUGCAGAAUCUGCAAAAACAAUUAGAAUCGACUGAGGAGCGUUGUUCCAAGCUGUGCGCCGAAAGCGAAUCAGAGCUUUUGUCCGUUAAAACUUCGAAUAAGCUCGAGGUCGAUCAAUUGAUCAAAGAGAAACAAGAUCUCGAAGAGCUAGUCAAGCAGAUGCAAGUUAAAUUGAGCAGUAAGGAACAGGACGAAGAGAAAGAACGUGCAUUUGUCACAUCUUCUAAUAACAAUGUCCAGCAGCUGCACGAGAAAUAUGAAUCGCAGAUUCAUGAGUACGAGCGGCUGAAGACUGAGCAUGAGCUGAAUUUGGAAAAACUGCAGCUGGAGAAGAGCACAUUACAGAGGUCUGUUGAUGAAAGUCAGCUGACAAUCGAACGUCUGAACAAUGACCUGGCCACGGAACAAAAUGAACGACAACAGGCGAGCAUAGCGGAACAAUUACGUGUUGAGCUGGAAGCAAAGGCCGUUGAAAAGGCUGAGUUUGUGGACAAAAUUGAAGCUUUAAAUACCAAGAUUGAAGACCUAUCAACUGAGCUCAAGCAGGCAACUGUAAAGGCUUUGGAUAUGGAAAAACUUCUGCUGGAUCAUGAACAAAUUAAAUCUCAGCUUUGUCAGACAAACGAUCUCAAUGUAAAACUCGCAGAGAAAGUGGAAAAUCUUGAAAGUGAAUUGUCAUUGGCGAACAAUGAGCUAACGACACGAAAGGCUGAGGUUGAAAAACUGCACUUGGAUUUGCAGCGGGGAUGCUCCGAACAGUCCAGCUUAAUGAACAAACUACAAGAUUUGGAGGAAAAUAUAUUGCAACAGGCUCAACAAUUCGAACGAAAAUUGAUCGAGUUGGAAAGCUCAAAGAGUGAACUGCAAUUAAAGCUGGACUCUUUGUUGAGUCAAAAACUGGAGGCUGAGUCAACAAGCAACCAGCUGACAGUUAAGUUCAAGAAUAUGCUGAAUAUGCAGGAUCUUUUGCAAAAGGAACGUGCGCAUUCGGCCCUGCUUCAGGAAAGCAAUACUCGACUUCAGGUGGGCAAAGGACAAAUAGAAGAAGCCAAAGUUCGAGUCGAAGAGGACAAAGCCAGACUCGAAAAAGAUAAAUCCAGGCUCGAAGAGGAAAAAACUAGACUAGAAGAAGGAGUUGCUCAACUUCAGGCGUACAAAGAUCAACUCCUAGAAGCUAAUUAUCAACUGCAGUCGAAGCUAAUGUCUAGGGAUGCAAAUUGCGAUGCUUUGCAGAACCAAUUGAAACACCUAGAGGAUCGUCUCCAGGAGAAUAAAUCUGAAUUUCAAGCCAAGUUACAUGAGAUCGAAGCCAGUAACGAACCAAUGAAGGAAGCUUUGAAGCAGCAGAAGAUAGCAUUUAACCACCUGGAAAAUUGUUUACGGGAAAAUGAUGCUCAACUCCAAAGUAAAUUAGAGGCUAAGGAGGCGAAUUGCAUUGCUUUGCAGAACCAAUUGCAACAGCAGAUAAGAUCGUCCACUAACCUAGAGAGUCGUCUCCAGGAGACCAUUACUCAACUCCAGACAAGGUUAAAGGACAUGGAAACCAGCUGCGAUGCUACGAAAGAUGGCUCAAAACAGCAGGAGGAUCGUCUAGCGGCUGCUGUUGCAGAACACAAUAAAAAUGUCAGUGAACUGCGAUUGCAAAAUGAAAUCUUACAAAGAGAAGUUGAUAAACUACGAUCUUCCCUGAAAUCGAACAAGAACAACUUUGACGAAGAACGCAUGCGCUUGGGUGGCACAAUUUCUAGUCUUUUGGAGGAUAAACGCGGGUUGGAAGAGAAAUUGUGCACAACCAAUGAGAUACUCAAGAAGCUGGAGUCAGACCUAAGAACCAAAAGUAACGACAGCAGUAUAUCAUGUGAUUCAAAUACAUCGAGCCCAUCGCUUGCAGCCAGAAAAAGUUUGGAUCGUGAUGCUAAUCAGCCCAGGAAAUCGUUAAGUAUCGAGUCUGAGGUGCGCAGAAAUCGACGGAUUAGCACACACGACGAGCGAAGACGUCAAUCCUAUUGGAAUGAUUUCCGUCAUGUGGCCUGUAUGACAGAUCCCGUAGAUAUCAACUGCAACUGUGCAGAACUUAAUCAAAAGCUACAGGAUUGCCAACGCGAUCUGUUCAUAAAGGAAAGCAUGGUGACUGCCCUAAACAUUGAGUUGAAGAACCAUCCGUUGAAGGAAGAGACAGCCACAUUAAAGAAACGCCUCCUCGACGAGCAAGCCAAGGCGCGUGAAGAAAUCAAGCGUAUAAAGCAAAAGAAUGCUGAUCUUAUGAGUAAAAUAAGUGUCUACAGUGCCUCUGCGGCCAUCACGGCCAGUAGCCGAACUUCCGCCAAUUUAACAUCAGUUGAAACUCAAACGGAAUCCGAUGUGGAGACGGACCUAAAAAAAAUGACUGAUAAGCUCCAGGAUAGCAUACAACUGUGUCGCCAUCGCUAUAAUAAAAUAAAAGACUUGGAAAAUCGGUUACGACAAAAUGAGAAUAACGAUACUUCUAAUAUAUCUUCUCAAACAGCUGGUCAAAUUAACGCACUUAAGUCCCAAUUGGAAGCGCAAAGGAAAGAAAUUUCCAUGCUCACCAAUAAAUAUGAAUUCGCUAAGAGGGCAUUUAAAAUGCGAAGAGAUGAGCUGAAUGAACUGCGUCAGGUCGCUGGCAACGAUGCUGUAGCAUCCUCAAAAUAAAUUAUUUGUUUGUUUUUAUUUUAUAGUAUUACAACGUUAAGUGAUUAUAUGUAUUUGUAGGAUAUAUGUGUAUAAGUGUAUAAUUAGAAAGGCAAUAUGGAGUGCCAUUUGUACUGCUUACAUUUUAAACUGAGGCACUCGUAAUUUAAAUAAAAUUAGCUUUGGCGCGCAUGGCAACCAUGUGCACAGAUAUAUGUGUGAGAUGGAAA
Molecule: messenger RNA, 6652 nt
Organism: Drosophila hydei
Lineage: Eukaryota; Metazoa; Arthropoda; Insecta; Diptera; Drosophilidae
Product: kinesin-like protein KIN-7I
Exons: 9
Coding region: 147-6443 (2098 amino acids)
Biological process (GO): mitotic cell cycle; microtubule-based movement
Cellular component (GO): microtubule
Molecular function (GO): plus-end-directed microtubule motor activity; microtubule binding; ATP binding
Source: RefSeq, a predicted model, not a curated record